CCUCUCCUCAUGCUUCACUGGCCUCUCCCAUAUAUCAGCCAAUCCAACUACCCCUGCGUUUAUGAAUACUUUGAUAAUGGACGGGGCUCGUUCAUGUACCUAGAUGGACAGAAUGAAAGGAUAGCAUCGGCACUCCGACCUCGGCCCGGAACGGGAAUUUGAUAAAUACUUCCCCCAACACCGAAUACACGGUCUUGCACUACACAACCCAUACAAACAAAUCCAUCACCAUGGUUGACACCGAAAACACGCUAUUGUUUAUAAAUGGACGAUUCUUCAACGGCGCAGACUCGGCAGCCUCAUUCUCUACCGCCAUGGUGGUCAAGGACGGCAAAAUCGCAUAUAUAGGACCAUCCGACUCUCCAGAAAUACAAAUGUACAAAAACACCGCAGUGACACAAGACCUAAGAAACUCCUUUAUUCUACCAGGAUUCCUAGAUGGCCAUUGCCACUUCCUGCUCCUCGGACAAGCCCUUCACAAAGUCAAGCUCGACGGGUGUAACGACCUAUCCGAGAUCCGCCAGCGAAUCAAGACGUACGCGUUCGAAAACCCGGAAAAGGAGAGAAUCUUGUGUUCGGGUUGGAUGCACUCCAUGACCAACGGCGAGGCUAAAGCUAGCAUGCUGGAUGACCUGGAUCCCCGACCCAUCUUCAUUGACUCCAAGGACUUGCACUCGGCUUGGUGCAACAGUGCUGCGUUGGCUGAGAUGGGCGUGCAGAAUAUGGCUGACCCUGCGGGAGGCAGCAUCGAAAGAGAUGAAAUUGGGAACCCUUCUGGUCUACUGAGCGAAGCAGCCGCGAUCUUGAUUGUGUGGCCCCAUUUGGCGAAGGUAGCGACAAUGGAGGAGAAGAAAGGGGCGCUUCGAGCCGCCGUCGCAGCUUAUCACCAGGUGGGCGUUACUGGCUGUAUAGAUAUGGCGAUGGACGAGAACGCAUGGGAGGCCAUACUGGCGUUACGGGAGGAGCUGGGUGGCCAUUUGCCUUUGAGGAUAGCGGCGCACUGGAUCGUACUUCCUGGCGAAGGCGAGGCACACCGGCUGGAACAGGUCACUCGAGCUGUUGAGCUCUUCCACCAGUUCAAUAAGGAAACCUCACCAGAUCUGCGCAUCGUUGGCAUAAAGAUCAUCUGUGACGGUGUCAUCGACGCGUGCACCGCCGCGCUGACUGAACCGCAUAGUCACAACGGAGAAUCCCCGGAUCCUAUCUGGACGCCUGACAUGCUAGCCCCCGUCGUAAAGAAGGCCUGUGAAGCCAAAUUGCAAUGUGCCCUGCACGCUAUUGGCGACCAAGCUGUACACAAUGCGAUCAAUGCUCUCGAAGCAUACGGAAAACCAGGUCAGCGCCACCGAAUCGAGCAUCUGGAGCUCACAUCUCCGCAGGAUGCGGCACGCCUAGGGAAGCUCGGUAUCACUGCUUCAGUUCAGCCGGUACAUGCGGACCCGGCAAUCCUACGGGCCUGGCCAAAACUGUUAGGGCCCGAGAGAUUGAAGCGCGCCUUCGCGUACAAGGAGUUUGCCGACAAUGGGGCUGUCCUUGCUAUAGGGUCGGAUUGUCCCACCGCUCCGCAUGCCCCGAUGUCCAAUUUGUAUGUGGCUACAACGAGGAAAUCUGCAAGACAGCCAGAUGCCGGGGAUCUGCCAGUGAACGAGAACUUCAGGCUUGGGGUUGCGCAAGCUCUCAGUGCCGCGACAAGGGGCACUGCUUGGAGUUGCUUUGAGGAGGAGAGGCUCGGGUCCUUGGAGGUCGGGAAAGAAGCUGAUUUCGUCGUGGUGGAUAUGAGUUUCGAGGCUGAAGAUUUGCUGCAUGCGAAGGUGCGGCAGACAUGGUUCGGGGGGAAGCAGGUUUUCGCAGUCUGAAAGGGGUUGCUGGUCCGGAAAAGGAUCAUCCGCAGGACUAUUCCACUCCCAGAUUACCAUAUUAGUAUUCAAUCCGUGAACGUCUGGCCCUGCAGCUCAUUCGGCUCAAGUAGGACACUGUUUAACGAAGCCAGUUGGCUGGGGAAGUAUGGCACUUACAAGAUAUUGCUUCGAUUUUGAGACCGUGAGAACUAGGCUCGGGCGACGCAGAUGACUUCCCAGGAAGCUAGGCCUCAAUGCAAACAUAGAUAUCAAGCUACAUGGCAC
This is a messenger RNA of Westerdykella ornata, 2123 nucleotides long. RefSeq names its product amidohydrolase family protein-like protein. The transcript has a single exon. Bases 231 to 1856 code for a protein of 541 amino acids. The record is from RefSeq and is a predicted model, not a curated record. Gene Ontology annotation, molecular function: hydrolase activity, acting on carbon-nitrogen (but not peptide) bonds. NCBI's taxonomy places the organism in Eukaryota, Fungi, Ascomycota, Dothideomycetes, Pleosporales, Sporormiaceae.